CAUGGCUGAGGAUCAAUUCAAGUCAAAGAAAUAAAAGAGAUUCCAGGUAAAUAAUCUUAGAUCUCUUUUGUUUGGUAAAUGUGUUUUCAAGAAAUUUCUGGUAUAGUAAGUUGAUUAGCACUCCACUAUUCUUACCUCACCAAACCUCCUUCCUCCUUAUCUCAUGACAUCAAUGACAUUGUACUGGAAGCUUACAUUUUUCGUCAUUUUGAUAUCGAUUAAUUAACUAAUGUCAUUUGAGCUCAACUAUCACAUUUACUAUGAAACUGCAUAUCACUUAAUUUGGUGUAUUUAAAGUGGGUAGGUCUCCGGAUAGUCCCUGCUCUGCAUAUAUGUUCUGCUGUGGACAAUCUAUGCAGCUGCAAUUAUGUUAGAUAAAAUAUUGGGAUAGAAUUGUGAGAAGUCAAUUGGGAGAUUGCUUUCUGACCAUGUCAAGGUGAUGUGGACUAACCUUACCAUAUUUAGUCACAAACUGAUCACCAAUAUUGCAGACUGCAUUGAACACAUAAAGCUAGAUUAGUAAAAUGUGCAAUAAAACGUAAUAUAUUGCAAGGAAAGAAGAAAAAUAAUAAACAUUUAAAAAGUAGAGUGGCUUAGAAAUUUAAUUUCUUUUUAGUUCUUUACUCUCUCUGUGACUCUCUCUACACUUGAGAUUGAGAAGAGCAAGAAAGAAAGAAGCAACAAAGUUUUUUAUGGCAACAGAAAGAAACCCCUCGUUUUUCAAGGUUCUUCAGGGUGAUCAGUUCUCUAUCAAAUUGAAAAUCCCUAGAGCAUUUCUCCAGUAUUUUAAUGGAAAGGUACCUCCCAAGUGCUUUCUUCAAACCCUAGGUCAAACUUGGCUUGUUGAUGUGGAAAAGGUUAAUCACAAGUUCUAUUUCCAACUGGGGUGGAAUCGCUUUGUGCAAGACAAUGGCUUGAAGUAUGGUCAACUUCUAGUCUUCCGUUAUGCUGGAAACUCAGACUUCCAUGUGGACAUAUUUGGAAUAAAUACCUGCAAAAAUAUGUGUGUAAUUCCUGAGAUGGAAGAAGCUAAUGAAUAUGAUGAUGAUGUAUCUCUUGAGAUCUUGGACGACUUUCCACCCUGUCAAAGAAGAACAGAGGAGAAAUCUUUGCUUUCAUGUCCUCUGCCUCGCAAGAAAAACAAAACAAGUUCUAGUGGUAGAGCAGAUAUCACCCCUAACUUUCGAAAGAGGGUUCCACAUCUUGAGAAGUCACAAAUGAAAAGGAAAAAGGCACAUUGGUUCAAAUCAGAAAUAAUAGAUAAUUCUGAUACUGAUUCUGGUGAUGAAGAUGAUCAUGAUGAGGAGGAUGACGACGAAAAUGAAGAUGAUGAAGAAGAAGAAACUCAAGAUGAAGAGGUUGAGGAGGAAGAUGAUGGUGAUUCUGUUGGAACCCUCAACGAUUCUCUACCAUGCUCAAGAACAGUGGGGAAAUAUACAUUAGCAUCGAGGUUGCACCAGAGAGAGAGAAAGAGUUCUAGUGCAAAAGUAAAAACCAACAUCAAAACUGUUGAUGGCUUGUCUAGAGAGGAAAAGAUCCUAAAAGUUAUAGCUCUACAAAGAGCUAAUGCUUUCAAAUCUAAUUCUGUCAACCCUUGUUUCAUGGUUUCCUUGUCUGCCACAUAUGCUCGUGGAGCUUUUCUGAAUUUGCCACUGAGUUUUGCCGCAAUACAUUUUACUAAUCCGCAGCCUGGCCACGUAAUCCUUUGGGUUGAGAAGAGCUCUUGGUUUGUCAAGGUCAGUUAUAUUGGGACUGCAACGAGAUUACAGGCCGGCUGGUCUGAAUUUGUGCAUGCCAAUAAUUUGAAGAUUGGUGAUGCUUGUGUUUUUGUCUUGACGGAUGCCAUCAAUUUUCAAUAUGAUGUUGAAAUAUUCCGCGUUACAGAUGCUGUUUGCACCUAGUUAACAGGGGGAAGGAUAGCAGCUGAGGAAUGAUUCAACUCGAAAAAAUUAAAACAACUGGAACAGAGAGAUGAAGUGAUACACUUUAAUCUAGUAGUGCACCUUAAUUUGGGAAACUGAAAUGUUUAGAUCCCACGCUGCUUCUCUCCCUUAUUGCUUAUAUAUGUCCUAUUUUUCAACUGUCAUAUGCAGAAUGUAACAUCUAGUUUCUCCAAGACUUGGUUUCAGACUGUUUAGGUUAAUAUGUUAUAUUGGUAGAUUGGCUUGUGAACUAGUCUGGCCAUCAAUCAUGAAUGGUGUAGUUGUUAAGCAAUUACAUGUGUUCAAGA
This is a messenger RNA of Rosa rugosa (rugosa rose), 2230 nucleotides long. Its product is annotated as B3 domain-containing protein At5g18090-like. NCBI's taxonomy places the organism in Eukaryota, Viridiplantae, Streptophyta, Magnoliopsida, Rosales, Rosaceae. The coding region runs from base 693 to 1901 and encodes 402 amino acids. The record is from RefSeq and is a predicted model, not a curated record. Gene Ontology annotation, molecular function: DNA binding. The transcript has 5 exons.